Molecule: messenger RNA, 579 nt
Organism: Botrytis sinoallii
Lineage: Eukaryota; Fungi; Ascomycota; Leotiomycetes; Helotiales; Sclerotiniaceae
Exons: 4
Coding region: 1-579 (192 amino acids)
Biological process (GO): endoplasmic reticulum to Golgi vesicle-mediated transport; intra-Golgi vesicle-mediated transport
Cellular component (GO): TRAPP complex; cis-Golgi network membrane; cytosol
Source: RefSeq, a predicted model, not a curated record
AUGGCUUCCAACAAAGCCGCGAGGAUGGGCGAGGAGGUCUGGAAAAGUCGUGUAGACAAAGUCAAUGCCGAGCUAGUCACUCUCACCUAUGGAACCAUUGUCGCACAACUUUGCAAAGAUUACGAAAAUGAUUAUGUAGAAGUCAACAAACAACUCGAUAAGAUGGGUUAUAAUAUUGGGCUACGUUUAAUCGAAGAUUAUCUCGCCAAGUCAAAUACCAUGAGACGUUGCUCGAACUUCAGAGAGACUGCGGAGAUGAUUUCCAAGGUUGGGUUUAAGAUAUUCUUGAACAUCACCCCAGCGGUAUCGAACUGGACGAGCGAUAACAAACAAUUUUCCCUAAUAUUCGAAGAAAAUCCCUUGGCCGACUUUGUAGAAUUGCCAGACGAUGGAAGAGCACAAGAUGAGUUAUGGUAUUCGAAUAUUCUCUGUGGGAUUUUGAGGGGUGCACUGGAGAUGGUACAAAUGCAAGUUGAGGCUCACUUCAUCAGUGAUAUUCUUAGGGGUCAUGAUUCAACUGAGAUGAGAAUUACUUUGGUCAGGUAUAUUGAUGACGAGAUGCCAAUGGAUGAUGAUUAG